Leucoraja erinaceus (little skate) is the source of this 6975-nucleotide messenger RNA. RefSeq names its product cyclin Pas1/PHO80 domain containing 1 (gene cnppd1). Gene Ontology annotation, biological process: regulation of cyclin-dependent protein serine/threonine kinase activity. Gene Ontology annotation, cellular component: nucleus; cyclin-dependent protein kinase holoenzyme complex. Lineage: Eukaryota; Metazoa; Chordata; Chondrichthyes; Rajiformes; Rajidae. The transcript is spliced from 7 exons. Gene Ontology annotation, molecular function: cyclin-dependent protein serine/threonine kinase regulator activity; protein kinase binding. The record is from RefSeq and is a predicted model, not a curated record. The coding region runs from base 1968 to 3227 and encodes 419 amino acids.
AUGUUACCCCUCAAUCCUGAACGCCUUUGGGGUAUGGGAGGAAACAAGCACCUGGAGAAAACCCAUGUAGUCACAGGGAGAAAGUGCAAACUAUACUCAAACCACACCAGAGGCCAGGAUCAAACCCGGGCAGAAACUGUAUCAGCUGUGCCACUGUGCUGCCCAACUAGUGUGAAUGUGCGAUCGAUGGUUGGCGCGGACUCGGUGGAUCGAGACGCCUAUUUCCACGCUGCAUCUUUCAAUCAAUCAAUUUGAUCCUCGUGGAGUGCCACGACUAAUCUCCCAGUGUAAAUAACUGCCCUUUACACACGCUCUCCACUCUCCGUACCAAAGCCAGCUUGCAAUCUACAUCCUCCUAAAAACAUUUGAUCUUCUGCUGUGGUUCGGUUUUAGUUCUUUGUUGAAACAUCAUGGAGUCACAGAGCGUCGAAACGGACCCUUCGGCCCAACUUGCCGAUGCCGACCAACAUGCUCCAUCUACACUAGUCCCACCUGCUGGCAAUCUCCCCAUAUUCUUCCAAACCUAUCCUAUCCAUGUACCUGGUCAAACAUUCUGCCGCAACUACCUCCUCUGACCGCUGGUUCCAUAUACCUUUUACACACCCUUUGUGUAUGUGUAAAAAAAAGAAUGGCGCCCCUCGGGUUCCUCUUAAAUCUUUCUCCCCCUCAAUCUGAGCCUAAAUCAUACUUUCUUUCUGCUAAAGUUGCUUUAAAUUAUGCUGGUUUAAAAUGACAACAACUCUGUGUCCUUUUAGAAAAAGGUAUCUUCGGUGUCCGGACAUUUAGUGUAAAACUGAAAGAUUUCUUUUAAGGUUGCACUUAGUUAUCCAAGGUUUUAAGGUUUAAUUUAGAGAUCCAACACGGAAACGGGCCCUUCAGCCCACCGAGUCCGCUCCGACCAGAGAUCUCCGCACACUAACACUAUCCUACACUCACUAGGGACAAUUUACAUUUGCACCAAGCCAAUCACUUGCUUGCAGCAGCACAACAGAAUACGUAAAGAUAGUACACUUAACUAUAAAAUUAACUUAUUUUUUCCCAUUUAUUAUAUUGUUUACAUAUUCUGUUGUGCUGCUGCAAGUAAGAAUGUCAUUGUUCUAUCUGGGACACAUGACAAUAAAACACUCUUGACUCUUAACCUACAAACCUGUACGUCUUUGGAGUGUGGGAUGAAACCGAAGAUCUCGGAGAAAACCUACGCAUGUCACGGAGAGAACGUGCAAACUCCAUCCCGACAGCUCUCGUAGUCAGGAUCGACCCCGGGUCUCUGACGCUGUAAGGCAUCAACUCUACUCCCACCGUGCUGCCAUAACGCUUGGCUCGAGGGAUGACUUUCAAUAGAUCGUAGUGAGGUAUGCUCAUAAAUACAGUCAUAGAGUGAUACAGUGUAGAAACAGGCCCAACGUUCCCACACCGGUCAACACUUGUCCAACCUGCCUGAGCUUAGUCCAUAUCCCUCCAAACCUGCCCUAUCCAUGUACCUGCCUAACUGUUUCUUAAGUGUUGGGAUAGUCCCAGCCUCAACUAUCUCAUCUGGCAGCUUGUUCUAUACACCCACCACCCUUUGUGUGAAAAGGUUACCCCUCAGAUUCCUAUUCAAUCUUUUCCCCUUGAACCUAUGUCCUCUGGUCCUCGAUUCCCCUACUCUGGGCACGUGACUCUGUACAUCUGCCCGAUCUAUUCCCCUCUUGAUUUUGUACACCUCUAUAAGAUCACCAUUCAUCCUCCUGUGCUCCAAGGAAUAGAGACCCAGCCUACUCAACCUCUCCCUGUAGCUCACACCCUCUAGUCCGGGCAACAUCCUCGUAAAUCUUCUCUGAACUCUUUCAGACUUGACAAUAUCUUUCCUAUAAGUUCACACUUGACAGUUUUUCCCCCCCCGCUCUCCGCAGCUCCUUCCAGGCCACUGCAAGAUAACGGAGAGAGUGAAAAAGCGGCUCUACUAUGGCCGAGACAUAGACUACAACAUGGACGCUCUGUCCUGUCCUGUCACUGAUAUUGCAGUCGAACUACUUCAGAAAUCGGCUCCAAGCCCAAUAAGAAAACUGCGGAAGAAAUAUGCUGCUCAUGUGGCAAGGGAGGCCUGUAUCUCGCCUUGUGCAAUGAUGCUUGCCCUUGUCUACAUUGAACGGCUCCGACAUCGGAACCCGGAAUACCUGCAGCAGAUCUCGUCGUCUGACCUCUUCCUGAUAUCCAUGAUGGUCGCCAGCAAGUACUUGUACGAUGAGGGGGAAGAGGAGGAGGUGUUCAAUGACGAGUGGGGGGCUGCGGGAAAGCUGGACGUUCAAGUGGUCAACACCCUGGAGAUGAACUUCCUGCGAGCCAUCGAUUGGAACCUGUACGUUAACACCCAGGAAUUCUUUGAGCUUUUGAGUCGCCUGGAGGGAAGGGUGGCCGAGUCGCAGGGACUAAAACGAGGCUGGUUCACAUACACGGACUUGUGUGUGUUGCUGGAGCAGGCGCUGUGGCAACAGGUGUUUUCAGAAUUCUACCAGCAUGUUGUCAAGGUUGCAUGCAUGCUGGGGUUCGUCUACCUGACGGGCGUGGCAGGAAUAAUCGCCGGCUCAGCGAUCGCCCGCCAGGCCGUGUACUCGAGGGGCCAGGCCGACCCGUUCCCCAGCGCCGACAAACCGGUGGUGGGCCAAGGAGUUGUCCUGGACCGAGCGAAAUGCCGGCAGGAGGCCGAGCCCUUCCCGCCGUUCAACCCAGCGGUGGCUGACGUGGCCAAGCCUCCGGGCUCUCCCUCCGGCCUCUGUUGCUGCCUGUUGGAAAAUGACUCGAGGUGGACAAAUUCCGGCUUUGCCAUGUCGGCCCUGUGCACCUGGGGGGCUGCCCUGACCUCCUUCACUUACGUUACUGACCAGGGGAACCUCCGAGAGGAGCUGAGGAUCCCACCGCCCAUUUCCUGUUCUACUUGUUGCAAGCUGCAGGGCGAGACCGGGAUGGCAGUCCAAUGCAGGGCAUCGAACCAGACGUCCAUUAAGAUCUCCUUCCGCCACAGCCCGUCGGAACUCCUCUGCGCCUUCGGAUCGCGGGGCGUGUUCUCCCCCGGGUGUAGAGGUUGCACACAGGACAGGGCGGUAAACGUAAAGAAGCCUCCUCCAACCCCCAGCUUCCAGCGGCUCAUGGACCUUCUCUGCCUCCCCGGUUCCCUGAGGAUGAGAAGCUGCCCGACAGAAACACCAACAGCGUUCAACCAGCUCGUCAUACCCGUCUUGCCCAGUUAGGCAGUCAGUCCCCCUUCCUUUCCCAGCAUUUAGAAUUCGGAACCAUUCUAUGAACCCGAUUCCCCACUUGCGAUCAUUCGACUUCAAUCUCAAAACCCAGCAAUUAGACCAGCAGGACAGUCACUGCAGCAUGAUCUCGGCCUCCACCAGAAUCCUGGGCCUGAUCUGGCAGCUGUUCCCAACUUGCGACCAUGCACACAAGCUAGAUUUGCUAAUAACCUGUCGAAGCGGAGUGAACUCGCCAACAUUGAUAGGUGUACGUGCUGUUGUAACUCCAGGAUACAAUUGUGAGCAGCGGCACACUCGCACCUCUCUCAGCAUCAGCGGCCUUCAGCAAUAAAUUUGAUACAUUCAAAGUCACUUUCAUGUACAUAGAGCCCCGCACAUAGCAAUCCUCUCAAAACGGUCCCUCUGCGGAGUAUUACUUUGAGAGGAGGCGGCUUUACUCUGCCGGAGAAUACAGCGGCGGUUUUGUGCCUAGCAACUCGCAAGAGGAGAGACACAAAAUGGAGGAUCUCGUCCUCGGUGCUGCCAGCCGAUGAGAGAACGAGCAAUGGAAUUACUUUUAACGCAAAAUCUCAACCAGCUGGGGCCAGUUAACCUGCAACUCUUAUUUGGUAUCUCACCUAAAGGACAUCAUUGACACCAGGAGCUUGGGGCUUGUGCUCAACGUGCUUAGAACAGCGCCUGCUACUACUGGUCCUUCUCAGCAAACAUACCCGACACUCGACAGCGUGCGGCGUUACUUUUAAGUCGCAGAAUUCGAAGUUUGCAGGAUUUCUAGACUCUUCUGCACCUUUUGUACAGCUAUUUGAAGACCUUUUAUAACGAAACGGGUUUGAUGAAGGCAUCGAGGAAUCGGAGGUGGAAUCCAAAAUGGUCGCCUAAUUUUUUGUGGAAUCCAAAAUGGUUGCCUACCGAUGCUGGAAAACCUGAGGAAAAGUGAUACAACUUGUGACCAUGCACAAAAGCUAGAUGUACUAAUGACCUGUCUUGUGCAGUAUGAUUAGACUACAUCGGGUAUAGCAUUUACAAUGCAUUUACAUAGCAUUACAAUUUACAGUAGUUGGGUUAUUUGGAACCUUUGCUUUAACUCUCUAGUUUUUUUUAUUCAGGAGUGAUUUUCUAACGUGGGGGGGAUCUAAGCUGCGUUUCCUACAGUCAUUUGGGGGAGAUUGUAAGUCUCUUGAGUAGCCAAACAAACCACAUUUAAACUAUUGCUGGGUGACGGAGGAAAUCGGCAAAAUGUCCCCAGCUUUUCAUGCAAGAAACUGCAGAUGCUGCAAUCUUGAACAGGACAAAAUAUGCUGGAAUCUGGAACAGAACUGGAGGGUCUUGGUGGGUGUGGGUGGGGAUGGGCAGACAACAUUUCGGGUCGGACCGAAGAAGGGUCCCAACCCGAAACGUCGUCCAUCCUUUCCCUCCACAAAUGCUGCCUGACUCGCCGAGACCCUCCAGCAUAUUGUGUUUUACUAUUUUUAAUAGAUUCUAUGCUCAUCCCAUAUACCUACCAUUCUAAAUAUCAUAAUAUUAUAAUCUCGGACCAUGCACCUCUAACAUUUACAAGGGGUCACAGUUUAAGGAUAAGGGGGAAGUAUUUAGGACCAAGAUGAGAAAAACAUUUUUCACACAGAGAGUGGUGAAUCUGUGGAAUUCUCUGCCACAGAAGGUAGUUGAGGCCAGUUCAUUGGCUAUAUUUAAGAGGGAGUUAGAUGUGGCCCUUGUGGCUAAAGGGAUCAGGGGGUAUGGAGAGAAGGCAGGUACGGGAUACUGAGUUGGAUGAUCAGCCGUGAUCAUAUUGAAUGGCGGUGCGGGCUCGAAGGGCCGAAUGGCCUACUCCUGCACCUAUUUUCUAUGUUUCUAUGUAUGGAGAGAAGGCAGGUACAGGAUACUGAGUUGGAUGAUGAGCCAUGAUCAUAUUGAAUGGCGGUGUAGGUUCGAAGGGCCGAAUGGCCUACUCCUGCACCUAUUUUCUAUGUUUCUAUGUAAGAUGGUUACAAAUAACUUGCAAUGUCGACGCAAGGAACUGCAGAUGCUGGUUUGCAACAAAAAAAAAGACAUAUCAAAGAGCUGGAGUAACUCUGUGGGUCAGCCAGCACCUCUGGAGAAAAUGGUUAGGUGAUGUUCAGUCUGAUCCAAAAUGUCACCUCCCCAUUUUCUCCAGAUGCCAACUGACCCGCUGAGCUAUUCCGGUAGUAUGUAAUUUUUCCAGCAUCAGCUGUUCCUUGCGUCUCUUGUUGCUUGGUGGGAUUACACAGCAUAACUUAGGGGCGGAACAGUGGCGCUGCGGUAGAGUUGCUGCCUUACAAAGCCAGGGACCUGGGUUCGAUCCCGACUACGCUUGCUUGCCUGUAUGGAGUUUGCAUGUUCUCCCCGUGACCUGCGUGGGUUUUCACCGGGAGCUCCGGUUCCCUCCCACGUACGGGUUUGUAGGUUAACUGGUUUAGUACAAAUGGAAGUUGCCCCUCGUGUGCAGGAUGGUGUUAGAGUGUACGGGGAUCGCUGGACAGUACGGUCUCGGUGGGCCAAAGGGCCUGCAUCUCUGAGUUUAAACUAAACCCCAGUCUCACAAAUGAUCGACGACCCAGCCAGCGCUAAUCCGGUGUGGAAUCUGCUGAUUUCAGCCAGAACAUUGGUGAACGAACAUUCCUUUUUGUUACUGAUUCCAGCACCCAUGAGGGUUGGGGGGGGGGGGGGGGAUGAGUGUUGGUUUAAACCAGCAUCUGCAGUUCCUUCCUAUACAGAAGCAUAGCAUUUGAUGAGUCAUAGAUAGUCAGAACCUUGUUCCCAGUGUGGAAAUGUCAAAGGCAUAGCUUUAAAGUGAGAGUGGCAAAGCUUAAAGGAGAUGCGUGGAGCAGGUUUUUUGGUACACAGUGGUGGGUGGCUGUAACGCACGCGCUGCCAGGGGUGGUGGUGGAGGCGGAUAUGAUAGUGGCUUAAGAGGCUUUGGGAUAGGCAUAGAUAAGGGCUCGAAAAGAUAGUGGAGUCGGGGGAUAUGGGGAGAAGGCAGGAACGGGGUACUGAUUGUGGAUGAUCAGCCUUGAUCACAUUGAAUGGCGGUGCUGGCUUGAAGGGCCGCAUGGCCUACUCCUGCACCUAUUGUCUAUUGUCUAUUUAUGACAUUCGGCAUGGACAUUGUGAGCCAAGGGGCCUGUCUCUGUGCAGUGGUUUUCUAUGUUCUAUGUUAAAAUGGACGAAAAUUGGAGUGCAGGCAGGGAUUUAAUAAAAAGUCAGUAUGGUUUCUCAUGAAGUCACUCAGUAUAAAUAUCCCAUCCUUAUAAGUUAAUAGGAAUAUCCCUGUGACAAUGAUUAAAACGUCAGCUUAGUUCUCCUGCACUGAAUUAUGCCCCUGUCCCACCUAGGAAACCUGAACGGAAACCUCUGGAGACUUUGUGCCCCACACAAGGUUUCCGUGCAGUUCCCGGAGGUUUUUGGUCAGUCUCCCUACCUGCAACCACCUGCAACCUCCGGGAACCACACGGAAACCUUGGGUGGGGCGCAAAGUCUCCAGAGGUUUCCGUUUAGGUUUCCUAGGUGGGACAGGGGCAUCAGUAGUGGUGACAACUAAGUAUUUCAAGCCACUUCCGGUUGUCACAGUGGGUGUAUCAAAUAAUCCGAAAGACAGCAAGACUGUAUAUUUUAUCAGAAAUUAUGGAUAUUAUUAAGCGGGAAAUCAAAUGUCCUGCUGUUUUGUAAUGGCCAAACUGUUUUUAUCAUGAAAGAUGAAAUAAAAUGCACAAGCAACAAA